Messenger RNA from Micromonas pusilla CCMP1545, 2115 nucleotides. RefSeq lists its product as uncharacterized. Gene Ontology annotation, cellular component: cytoplasm. The record is from RefSeq and is a predicted model, not a curated record. Gene Ontology annotation, molecular function: ATP binding; protein kinase activity. The transcript has a single exon. NCBI's taxonomy places the organism in Eukaryota, Viridiplantae, Chlorophyta, Mamiellophyceae, Mamiellales, Mamiellaceae. Gene Ontology annotation, biological process: signal transduction; protein phosphorylation. The coding region runs from base 1 to 2115 and encodes 704 amino acids.
AUGCCGGACCUCGAGGAGCUGGACGACAGCCCGCCGCCGCCGGAGCCGCGGUUCGUCGAGCGCGCGCCGGACGGACCCGAUGCGCUCCCGAGCGGCGGCGACGGCGCGAGCUCCGGAAACGUCGUCGGCGUCGCGUCGUCGCCGCACGGGCUCGACAUGGGAAAGCGCCUCACGCUCAGCGACGAGCUCCGGCGCUUGGGGAGUAGACGCGACGGCGACCGGUCCCCGGCGUCCGGGCACGACCGCGACCGCGACGGCGUCGAUUGGUGGGUCGACGAGCCGUCGACGUCGCGGUCCGCGGACGCGAGAUCCGGCGCGGGCGGAGGCGACCCCUCGUCGGGAAAGCGAUAUUCCGGUUCGGUAGACGAGGACGACGACGGAAUGAUCGUGAUCCACGGCGGCGGCGGCAGACGCGACGGCGACGGCGACGCGUGGACGCCGCACGAGACGACGAAGAAACCGAGGCCCCCUCGCGAGGGACGGACCGGGACCGGGAUCGCGGGCGUCGUGGGCGAAGACGACGUCGGCGCGGACGCCUUAGACGCGCAGAUGGACGCGUGGCUCCGACGCACCGUGGACGCGAUGCCGGUGAAACCAGACCACAUAAGCGGCGUCCGCAGGCCGUUAAUGAACGUCUCCCAAGUUGACGACACGACCGUGGACGUGACGAUGACGACGUCGUUUCGCGCGCACUUCUCGCAGCCCAUCAGCAGCUUCGCGAACGCGAACGACGCGCGACGAGGGACGCGGGCGUUGCCGCCCGCGGAGGGCGACGGCGGCGGCGUCCUCGGCGAGGGCGCGGUCGUCGCCGUGGGGGGGUCCAACGGGAUGGUCCCGGGGAGCAGCGGACGGUUUGGGAUCGCGUCGCCGGAUGAUUACGUCGGCGGGAAAGGCGGCGGAGAGAGCGGCGGCGGAGCGCGCGGGGGGUAUAUGGAGCUGCCGGACAUCGAACCCACGGUGUCCUUGGGCGCGGCGAAAGAGGAAGAGGCGGAAGCGAACGCGCUCGUGUCCGCGAAGGACGUCGCGCUGGAUAACGCCGUCAGGGAGUGGGAGGUGCGGCCGAGCGAGCUCAGGCUGCGCGAGAGGCUCGCCGUCGGCGGGUUCGCGGAGGUGUUCCGCGGGACUUGGAACGGCACCACGGUCGCCGUGAAACAGCUCCUGCAACGAGGCCCGGACGUCGUCGCGCGCUUACGAGAAGAAGUCCACGUCCUCUCGCGUUUGAGGCACCCGAACCUACUGCUGUUCAUGGGCUGGUGCCCGGAGCCGCCGUUGAUCGCGACGGAGUUCAUGAAGAGAGGGUCGCUGCACAACAUCUUACGGAAAAACAAGGGCCCGCUCGACGGCCCGCGGAUGCACCACUGCGCGCUGUCCGUCGCGCGAGGGAUGCACUACCUCCACUCGCGCUCGCCGCCUAUUCUGCACCUGGACUUGAAGUCGCCGAACAUCUUAGUCGACGACAAGUGGCGCGUCAAGAUCGCGGACUUUGGCCUCGCGCGCGUGCGGUCCAACACGUUGCUCUCGGGGAACAGCGCGUUUCACGGGACCCCGGAGUGGAUGGCCCCGGAGAUGCUGCGCGCGGAGAACUACGACGAGAAAGCGGACGUGUACUCCUACGGCGUCGUCCUCUGGGAGCUCCUCGCCGCGCAGACGCCGUGGAACGAGCUCCACCCGAUGCAAGUCGUCGCCGUCGUCGGCUACAGCGAGCGGAGACUCGCGUUGACCCCGGACGCGGAGGCGACGGCGCGGAGCGACCCCGCGACCGCGGUCAUCGGCGAUUUAUUCCACGCGUGCGCGAGCAAGCUCGCGACGGAGCGGCCGCUCUUCGCGGAGGUGCUCGAUCGCCUCGAGCGGGUGUUGACGUUGAUGCUCCCGGGGCCGAGCGCGACGGGGACCGACGCGACGGGGGCGGGGGCGGGGGCGGGGGCGGGGGCGACGCGCGCGGCGGGGGACGCGGCGCGGGAUCUCGCGAAAGCGAAAGCGGCGGCGGUGCGCGCCGCGCUCGAGGCGGCGGCGGACUCGCCGACGGCCAUGAAGGCGGAGGACGCCGAACUGGGAGGGGGGGAACUUGGAGGCGCGAAACCGGCGUACGUCGUCACCGAGCACGGGGACGAAUAG